Molecule: messenger RNA, 4478 nt
Organism: Zootermopsis nevadensis
Lineage: Eukaryota; Metazoa; Arthropoda; Insecta; Blattodea; Termopsidae
Biological process (GO): regulation of transcription by RNA polymerase II
Cellular component (GO): nucleus
Molecular function (GO): DNA-binding transcription activator activity, RNA polymerase II-specific; zinc ion binding; RNA polymerase II cis-regulatory region sequence-specific DNA binding
Source: RefSeq, a predicted model, not a curated record
AGGUGAAACAUGUUCCUGUAUCAUCCGUGAAUAUAAUCUAGGAAUAGUGUGGAAGUGUGACUUUUACUCAUUGUGGUUAUGUUCACUUAGGGAUGUGGGAAAAAUCACCGGUUGCUAACUGUAGAGUAGAGUAGAGUUUAUAUACAUGCCAUAGAUCCUUCUUAGGACUCAACCAAAGGAUGUAGAACAUGUCAUGUAAUAUACCAUACAUGUAUCAGGCAUAUUCUGAGGAACAGAGCUCCAUUUCAGAAAAGAACCUUGUUAUUUUAAACAAUAUUAAAUAUUUGCAGUCUAUUGUGAAUCCUUAUAUCAAACUUUCUUUUUCGGAAGAAUAUGAAGUCACAGAAGGGUUUCCUUUGAGUAAGCCAAAUCUUUGCAAAAAGUGGGUUCAUGCAAUUUGUCAACCAGACUUCCAGCCCUUACCGCAUCAUUUACUUUGUUCAGAUCAUUUUGAAGAAAGCUGCUUUUUGCCGGGAUAUGUUAAUAGGAGACAGUUAAAGAAAAAUGCAAUACCUACUUUGUUUUUUUGUCCUGAAAAGAAAUCACAGCAGUGUUCAUUAAACCCAGAAGAAGAAGAACUGGUGUUUGUAUCCAGUAUGAGAAAAAAGAAUAUGGUUCUGUCACAGUGGGAUGAAGAAGUUGCAGGUUCGUUGGAUGAGCAUUCUGAUGUGGAGGAACAAACAAAGAUGUGCACUGAUCUGCUGUGUCGUGUGUGCGCGUGUGCAAGCGAGGAGUUGGUCUCAUUGUUUGGGAAGGAGAGUGCAGAAUUGCAACUGCUUGAAAAAAUUCACAUUCAUCUACCCAUUAUGGUGACUCCAGAAGAUUUGCUGCCAGUGACUCUGUGCACAUCUUGUAUUUAUAAACUUGAAUUAUGCCAUGAAUUUGUUAAUGGAUGCUUGGAUGCAGAUGCAAAGUUGAGAACAAUUCUUGGCUUGAAAGUGGAUCACAGUAUAUUUUACAGUGAUGACCAUAUUGUUGAGUAUCAGUUAGGAAUGGCUAAGGAACCUUCUACAGGAAUAAUAAAAGAAGAAGUUAAUGCAAACAUUUUUGAAGAUUCUGCAGAUCAGGUAUUUUCAGAUUGUAUGCUAGAGUCAAUGAAAUCAGAAGACCGUAAACCUGAUUGUGCAGAAGAUAAUAAUAUUCCAUUAUCUGCAGCUGAACAUAAUACUCAAGUAGAUGUAAGAAGUGUGAGUGGCAUUGAAUGUGAAGCUAUUGAUAAGCCUCAUCAUGCAAAGUACACAAAAAUUGCAGCCACUGUAACUGAAUGGAAUACGGAAGUAGACGAAGAAGGUGUGAAUGUAAUAGAACAUGAAACUGGUGACUUUGAUCAUCAUUCUUAUCAGCUACAGAAUACUGAAGUACAAGAAGGCUCAUUCAAUCAACAAAUACAUGAUUCUCUAAACGAUGUGGAUUCUGCAGCAAUUUCUGUGAAACAAAGAAGUGGUGGGCCUGUAAAAAUGUUAAGAAUGAAAACAAAGAAACCAGUAUACAAAAUAGUUGUUAUGAAAGUGAAAGAUGCAAAGUUGAGGAAGGCUUUAGAUGUUAUGAUGAAUGCAAGGAAGACAGAUCUUGCGUCUAACAAGAAACAAUUUAUUUCACAACAAACACUCAAACACGAACAGUCAGCUAGUUCAGAAUCAUCUAGACCAGAACACCCUGCACUUUCCACAGGAGAUGCAACAUCUGAGGCAGUGGAACAGCAGAAACCUGCAAAUACACGUGCAGACCAUUGCUGUACACAGAUGGAGCAAUCUUUGCAUUGUGUGUAUUGCGGGACAACUGCUGCCAGUAAAGAUGAUAUCAUUUCACAUCAGAUAACUUCUCAUCGUAAUAAAAUAUUCCAUUGUGAACAGUGCGGUGCUGUAUGUUACUCCAAGGAAUUAUUUGAUGAGCAUCAGGAAUGUCAUUUGGAAGAAUCGAAGCAUAACGUAAUUGUCAGAAGGGACUUUCAUGCUGAUCACAACCUCGAGUUACAACCUUCUGUUUGUUUGGAAGAAACUCAGCCAUCUGUAUCAAAUAAUAGCAAACUUACUGGUUAUGGUGCUGGAAACAUGGACAAAAGAGAGGAAUUGGGGGCAUGCAAUCCACAUCCAUUAGACAAUAAACCUGAUGGUGUAUUGCCAGUACUAAAAAGCCUAGAAACUGAGAAUUAUAAACCAAAAAUUUGUGAAACCAUUAAUAAAAUUAUUGGAAAGAAUGGCAAUCGUACCGAAGUUGGAGCAAGUACAUCUGAAAACAUGAGAAAGAAAGCUCAAAAGAAACUGGAAGAUUAUAAAUCAGUGAAGUCAAAAUUUAGGGUAGAGAAAAAAGUAAAGAAAUAUAAAACUUGGAAAUGUAGUCAUUGUAACCAUGUUUCCACUUCACAGAAGAAGUAUAGAGAACAUUGUCGAGUUCAUCCUCAAGUUAAGUUCUCCUGUUUCUGUUGUGAUAAGCAGUUCCAGUCACAGAAAAGUCUUGAUCACCAUAUCUAUAUACAUCACUCUGAUGCAAAGUAUUUUAUUUGUGAGCAUUGUGGAAUGUACUUCCAUUUAUGGCGUUCUCUUAGAGACCAUUUAUUUAUUCAUGAAAAAGCCAAAAGCUUAUUUCAUUGUGACAUAUGUGGAAGAAAAUUUGGGUCAAGAGCAAGUUAUGAUAAUCAUUGUUCUAGCCACAGUGAAGCUGCAUUCCUCUGUGAUGUAUGUGGGAAGAGCAUGAAGAACUUCACAAGUCUGCGAUUGCACAAACUGUCUCAUGUUUAUCCUGGUAAUGUGCUCCAACAUUCUUGCAUAAUAUGUGCAAAGACGUUUCGAAGCAGGUAUUUUCUUGCUGAUCACAUGCAGCAGCACAAAAAUAAUUGUCCUUAUGAAUGUACACAGUGUGGAAGAAGAUUUCGUAUGAGAAGGCAACUAUCAAAUCACAAGUUAAUCCAUGUUAAUGCUGGUCAGUAUAAAUGCCCUGUUUGUGGAAAAGGGUUUAACCGUCAGCAGUACAUGAGAGUGCAUAUUAGAACUCAUCAACGAUCAUUAAAAUACACUUGCAAAAUAUGUAAGUGUCCAUUUCUUGGUGUGGGAGAACUCCUCAUGCACCGUAGAACUCAUACGCAGGAGGAAAUUGAGGAAGCAUCUAAACAGCAAGUUCUACAAGGAAGAGAUCCAUUAGCAUUCAUGUGCCAGAUAUGUGGAAAACAGCUAGCAAGCAAGUUUACUCUUAAGAACCAUGUGAUGUUGCAUGCAGAUGACAAACCUUUCAUUUGUGAGAUUUGUGGAAAGAGUUUCACUAUGAAGUCAACUCUGCAGACACAUCAACGUGUGCAUACUGGAGAGAAGCCCUAUUCAUGUCAAUAUUGUGGUGAGGCAUUUCAGUCCAAACAGAUUCUCAUUAUCCAUGAACGUAUACACACGGGGGAAACACCUUUCAAGUGUACUCAGUGUGAUAAGGCAUAUCGUUCGAGACACAGCCUCAGGCAGCAUCUCCUGUUUCAUACAGACUAUCGGCCAUAUGAGUGCCCCCAGUGCGGUAAUAGAUUUAGACGUCAGGAUAUACUGUGCACUCACAUGCGCACACACACUGGAGAACGCCCCUACGCUUGCAAAGUUUGUGGCCGUGGCUUCAAACAAAGAGGGGACUGUAACAAGCACCAGCAAAGACAUAUGUUAUAAUUAGAAAUACAUUAAAUCUGUGCUCUGUAGAUUCCUGUUUUGAUUCUGUCAGACUGAACUUGAACUAUUGGAAUUAGAGAAACAGUUGCAUUUACACUAGGUUAGAUGUUGCAGUUAAGAACUCAAUACAAAUUAUCAGAUAUAUUGAAUAAGGUUCAAUUGUAAGACAAAAUGUAGAGCAAAGAUAAAAUUUCUUUGGUGAAGAAGAUAUAUAGGAAGUAUACACAAAACUACAAUUUUACCUCUUAUUUUGAUUGGUCGUGAAACUUGGUCUUGCACCUUAAAUUAAGAAUAUAGAUUGAGGGCAGAAUUCUGUUGGAGAGUAUUUUGAACUAAGAGCGAGGAUGUAACAAGAAAAUGGAUGCUAUAUAAUGAAGAGAUUCAUAAUUGUACUCUUCAUUAAAUAUUAAUAGGGUGAAGUAAGGAGCAUGUAUGAAAGAGAUGGUAAAUACAUACAAAAAUUGAUUUGCGAACCUGAACAUAAGUCACUUGGAAGACCUCGUAGAUGGGAAGACAACCACAACAGAUAUUCAAGAAAUAGUGUAUCCUCAUAUCUGGACUCUUAACCAGCUGAGUGACUGUCAGCUCCUCAAGGACUUUUUCACUGUGUGAUUAGUCAAGUAGAUCAAAAUGUUAGUUAAAAGCUUAAUGUGACAACAAACAUAUUGUAUGAUCUAAAGUUUUCAUGGCAACGAAGUGUAAUGAACUCAUUAAACAAACAUGUUCAACUAUUAAUAUAGACUGUUGUUAUGUUAUGAUGGGGUGAGCCUAUGUCUCGAAACUGUGGCCACUAAUGGGCACAUUGUCCAUCCCUAAAAUAAAACAUAAAUGAAUUUGGAA